Aspergillus japonicus CBS 114.51 is the source of this 1392-nucleotide messenger RNA. Its product is annotated as MFS general substrate transporter. The coding region runs from base 1 to 1392 and encodes 463 amino acids. Lineage: Eukaryota; Fungi; Ascomycota; Eurotiomycetes; Eurotiales; Aspergillaceae. The record is from RefSeq and is a predicted model, not a curated record. The transcript has 4 exons.
AUGGCAUUCACCCGUCUGGUAGCUUUCUACCGCUCCUGUCUCUUCCAGAUCAUCAUCGUAGGACUGGUCGCCUUCUGCGAGCCGGGCAUCUGGACUGCGUUGAACAACCUUGGAGCCGGGGGGAAUGCUAGUCCCUUUCUCAACAAUGCCGCCAAUGCCCUAACAUACGGCCUCAUGUCCGUGGGCUGCUUUCUCGCCGGCGGCGUCACCAACAAGAUCACCGCCAAAUGGACGCUCUUCAUCGGCGCCGCCUUCUACACCCCGUACGCGGCGGCGCUGUACUGCAACAACCGCUACGGCAACGAGUGGUUCCUGCUCCUCGGGGCGGCGCUGUGUGGCAUCGGAGCCUCGCUUCUCUGGGCGAGCGAAGCUGCCAUCGCAGUUGGGUAUCCAGAAGAAGAGAAACGCGGACGAUACGUCGGAAUCUGGAUGGGGAUCCGGCAGAUGGGCCCCCUGGUCGGCGGAGCCAUCUCCCUCGCGCUGAACAUCAACACCGCCCACGCCGGCAAGGUCACCUACACCACCUACUUAGGGCUGGUCGCUAUCUCGUCUCUGGGUGCGCCUUUCGCCCUGCUCCUCUCCCAGCCCCAGCAGGUGGUCCGCAGCAACGGCACGCCGAUCCCGUACAUGCGGCGCACCAGCCUGAAGAUCGAAGCCCGUGCCAUCUGGAAGCAGCUGCACAAUAAGUAUAUGUUGCUCCUGAUCCCGGUCUUCCUGGCUGGACAGUUCGGCACAACGUACCAGGGCAACUAUCUCACCACAUACUUCACCGUCCGUUCCCGCGCGUUAGCCUCCUUCCUAACCGCCGUCGUGGGCGCCGCCGCCAACCUCCUGACAGGAUUCAUCCUUGACCUCCCCUCGCUGUCCCGCCAAGCCCGCUCGAAGAGCGUCUACAUCUUCGUGCUCGUCUUCGUGACGGCAGCCUGGACCUGGAAUGCGAUCGUGCAGACCCGGCUGGCGCGCAUGGCCGACCCGCCCACCUUCGAUCUGGGCGACGGCGCGUUCUUCAACUCCGCCUUCACGGUGUACAUGUUCUUCAAGUUCUUCUACGAGGUGCUGCAGACAUAUAUUUACUGGUUGAUGGCGGAGAUCAAGGGCGCGAGCGGCGAUGGGGACGUCGCGCGCACGACGGGCAUUCUGCGGUCGUGGGAGUCGAUUGGAAGUACCAUUGCUUAUGCGGUGGGGGCAACGCAUUGGCCGAAUGAGAAGCAGAUGGUGCUCGGGUUUGUGCUGUGGGGGGUUACGGUGCCGUUUACUCUGUUGGCGGUGUUUGGGGAGUGGAAUGUGGGGGUUGAGGGAGAGGAUCGGGAGGAAGAGACAGAGGGCAAUACGGGGAGCAGUUCUAGUUUGGAGGCGCAGCGGGUGGUCGUUGGGGUUGAUGGGAAGUGUUGA